Gilbertella persicaria is the source of this 1121-nucleotide messenger RNA. RefSeq names its product S-adenosyl-L-methionine-dependent methyltransferase. Gene Ontology annotation, biological process: C-terminal protein methylation. Gene Ontology annotation, molecular function: protein C-terminal leucine carboxyl O-methyltransferase activity. NCBI's taxonomy places the organism in Eukaryota, Fungi, Mucoromycota, Mucoromycetes, Mucorales, Choanephoraceae. The record is from RefSeq and is a predicted model, not a curated record. The coding region runs from base 35 to 1015 and encodes 326 amino acids. The transcript is spliced from 6 exons.
CCCUUUUCUCUCCCACUCUAUAAGCUUGCAUAAAAUGGAUAAUAUUCAGACCAACGAUGACAUUGUGAGAGGAACUAAUGAUGAUGCUACAGUUAGCCGAUUAUCUGCUGCUUCACUCAACUAUAUACAGGAUCCUUUUGUCCAGUUCUUUGUCAAAAAGCCUAUUCGUCGCUCACCUAUUAUCAAUAGAGGUACCUUUAUUCGUUGUUUUGCCUUAGACUCGAUAGUAUCACAAUUCCUUGCCCUACCAGGUCCUAAAAAACAGAUUGUUGCUUUAGGUGCAGGAUUCGAUACAAGAUACUUUAAUAUUAAGGCUGGUCAUCUAGGCGAGACACUCUUUGAUCGUUUGGAACGAUAUUACGAGGUUGAUUUCCCUGAGAUUACCAUGAAGAAAGCCAUGUCAAUCAAAAGACGCAAACAACUCGACACACUUGUUGAUCAUACAGAAAUAGAGCGUGGAGGCAUGGAUUUUAAAAGUGAUCACUACUGUCUACUUGGUGGUGACUUACGAGACUGGCAAGAUGUCUCUAAAAGACUGAUAAAAGCUGGCCUUAAUGUUGAAUUGCCUACCUUGUUUCUGUCUGAAUGUGUCUUUAUCUAUUUAUCACCUAGUGAUUCCAGCCAUAUUCUACAAUGGAUUACAGAUCAUAUGAAAAAUGCCAUGUUUGCUUUGUACGAGCAAAUCAAGCCAGACGAUGCUUUUGGCAAAAUGAUGAUACGGAACCUAAAGAGUCGAGAUAUUGAUCUGAAAGGCAUACACGCCUUUCCUGACUUGAUACAUCAAGAAAAACGAUUUAAAGAUCUUGGUUGGCAGAGUGCCAAAGCAGUGGAUAUCAAUACUAUUCAUGAUACUUGUCUCAAUCAAUCAGAAAUAACAAGAAUAGCCAAAUUAGAGAUUCUAGACGAACUUGAAGAAUGGCGCCUUUUAUCGGCUCAUUACUGUGUUGCAUGGGCAAUUCAUUCAGUUGAUUAUGAAAGCGAGUUUAGUCACAUUGGACUUCAAUUGUCUCCUUAACCACUCUAAGAUGUAGUACUAAAUUUAAAAUUCAACAUUCAUCGUUUACUUAAUAAAAAAAAAAAAGGAGGAGGGGGGAGAGAUAGAACCAUUUUUUCUUUUGCAG